AUGCAAUCAUUUACUCUUGAGCCUUUUCCAACAAGAGGGCAAAUUCAUAUUUUACUUUAUAAAAACGUAUCAAAUGCAGCGGAAUUACGUAAACGUCUAUUAUCUCACGAUCAAGAAUUAUCUUACGCCUUUAUAGACGCUAAAAUGGUACUGGAUAAGUUUCAAUUGCUAGUAGCUACAAAUGACGCAGUACAACAUGAAUUAAAUUCUUCGCUUAAGACUCAUAAUGUACAUUCUGAAAUUGUUUAUAGUCUUUCUCCAACAACAAACAUAAGUGAAUCAUUACGAAGAUUUGGUAUUUCCGAUUCUUCGACUUCAAUCGUUGUCGUUAAAGUUGGAGGAAAUAGUGAAGAGGCGAGAUCUCAUUUAUCUACAUUAAUUCAUGGAGAGGAAUGUGAUAUCAAAGAUUUUUCAAAUUUUGUAGAUAUUUCAAGAAUUAAAAAGUAUUAUAAGAUUGAUGAUAAAAUUAAUGAUCAAAAUGAGAUGCUUGAUAUAAUUGUUGGUUCUAUCGCUAUUAAAAGUGUAAGUUAA
Messenger RNA from Rhizophagus irregularis DAOM 181602=DAOM 197198, 531 nucleotides. RefSeq lists its product as uncharacterized. Gene Ontology annotation, biological process: tRNA threonylcarbamoyladenosine modification. Gene Ontology annotation, cellular component: cytosol; EKC/KEOPS complex; nucleus. The record is from RefSeq and is a predicted model, not a curated record. Lineage: Eukaryota; Fungi; Glomeromycota; Glomeromycetes; Glomerales; Glomeraceae.